AUGUCUUUGAAUCAGGCAUCUGAAAAUUCGCUCUUGGUAGAGCCAAGUGCGCAGGUCCCGGCUGAUGGGACGGGCGUAAUCCAGCUUGACCCGUGGCUGUCGCCUUUCAAGGAUGCAUUACGUCACAGGUUCAGUCGUGCCCAGGAUUGGAUCAAACAAAUCAACGAUACCGAAGGUGGUCUUGAGAAGUUUAGCAGGGGUUAUGAACACUUCGGUUUCAACGUCAAGGAUAAUGGAGACAUUGUUUACCGCGAGUGGGCUCCGAAUGCCGUGCAGGCCAAUCUGAUUGGCGACUUUAAUGGCUGGGACCGCAAUGCAACACCAUUGACAAAGAAUGAUUUCGGCGUUUGGGAAUUGACUUUGCCUGCAAAGAAUGGUCAGCCCGCUAUCCCCCACAACUCGAAGCUAAAGAUUUCAAUGGUCAUUCCUUCAGGAGAGCGAAUUGAGAGAAUUCCAGUGUGGAUCACCCGUGUCACCCAAGAUCUUUCAGUCUCGCCCGUCUACGACGCAGUCUUCUGGAACCCGCCCAAGUCCGAACGAUAUGUAUUCAAACACCCGAGACCCCCGAAGCCCGCGAGCGCUCGUAUUUACGAAGCUCAUGUCGGAAUCUCUUCGCCUGAGCCAAAGGUGGCUACAUACAAGGAGUUUACCAGAGAUGUGCUUCCUCGAAUUCGCAGCUUGGGCUACAAUGUGAUCCAGCUCAUGGCGAUCAUGGAGCAUGCAUACUACGCUAGUUUUGGCUACCAGAUCAACAGUUUCUUUGCGGCCAGCAGCCGCUACGGAACUCCUGAUGAUCUCAAAGAGCUCAUCGACACUGCCCACGGCAUGGGCAUAACCGUACUGCUUGAUGUGGUACACAGCCAUGCCUCCAAGAAUACACUGGAUGGUCUGAACAUGUUUGAUGGAUCAGACCACCUCUACUUCCACGAAGGCGCCAAGGGUCGCCAUGAGCUGUGGGACAGUCGUCUCUUCAACUAUGGACACCACGAAGUUUUGCGUUUUCUGUUGAGCAACCUUCGAUUCUGGAUGGAGGAAUACCAGUUUGAUGGCUUCAGAUUCGAUGGUGUGACGAGCAUGCUCUAUACUCAUCACGGCAUUGGAACCGGCUUUUCUGGCGGAUAUCACGAAUACUUUGGCUCGAGCGUGGACGAAGACGGAGUGGUGUAUCUUAUGCUGGCCAACGAGAUGCUCCACGACCUCUAUCCUGACUGCAUCACGAUUGCAGAAGAUGUCUCUGGCAUGCCAGCUCUUUGUGUCAAGCUUUCCCUCGGCGGCAUUGGCUUUGACUACCGUCUGGCCAUGGCCAUUCCUGACUUGUACAUCAAAUGGCUCAAGGAGAAGGAAGAUGAAGAGUGGGACAUGGGGGCGCUCUGCUUCACCCUCACCAAUCGGCGACACGGCGAAAAGACUAUUGCCUAUGCCGAAAGUCACGAUCAAGCCCUUGUUGGUGACAAGACCUUGCUCAUGUGGCUCUGCGAUAAGGAGAUGUACACUCACAUGUCCAUUCUUACAGAAUUCACCUCUGUGAUAGAGAGAGGUAUGGCUCUGCACAAGAUGAUCCGCCUAAUCACACAUGGACUCGGCGGAGAAGGCUAUCUUAACUUUGAGGGCAAUGAAUUUGGCCAUCCCGAAUGGCUGGAUUUCCCGCGUGAGGGCAACAACAAUAGCUUCUGGUACGCACGCCGCCAGUUCAACUUGACGGAUGAUCACCUCCUCCGGUACAAAUUCCUCAACGACUUUGACGGAAAGAUGCAAUGGACCGAAGAAAAGUACGGAUGGCUUCACUCGCCCCAGGCGUAUAUUAGCUUGAAGCACGAGGGAGACAAGGUCAUUGUGUUUGAGCGUGCCGGUCUCUUGUGGAUUUUCAACUUCCAUCCGUCCCAGAGCUUCGCCGAUUACCGUGUUGGCGUCGAAACGGCUGGCACGUACAAAAUUGUAAUCAAUUCGGACAGUCCUGCAUUUGGUGGUCUCAAUCGUAUCGACGAGAGCACUAGAUACUUUACAACGCCAUUUGAAUGGAAUGGACGAAAGAAUCAUACCCAUGUAUUUGGUCAAUUUUUUGUGUUGGUUGAGGGUGUUGAGGUUUUGCUGACACGGUCGCUCUUUAACAGCGGAAUCGCUCGGUCUAUCCGGACCACUCCUUUCCUGCGGCCCACGGCUGCUCGCCGGGCUAUCAACCCCGUCGUCAAGAGCAAUGCUCUGCCCGCUCUGAGCGCCCGGUUCGCCAGCACCGACGCUGCCCGUGAUGGCAAGAUUCACCAGGUCAUUGGUGCCGUCGUCGAUGUGAAAUUCGAGACUGAGCAGCUCCCUUCGAUCCUGAACGCCCUGGAGACUGAGAACAACGGCCAGAAGCUGGUCUUGGAGGUCGCUCAACACUUGGGUGAGAAUGUCGUCCGUACUAUUGCCAUGGAUGGUACCGAGGGUCUCGUUCGUGGAUCCAAGGCCACUGACACUGGCGCCCCCAUUAUGAUUCCCGUCGGCCCUGGCACUCUCGGUCGUAUCAUCAACGUCACUGGCGACCCCAUUGACGAGCGUGGCCCCAUCAAGGCCGUCAAGAAGCUCCCCAUCCACGCCGACCCUCCGGAGUUCAUUGAACAGUCCACUGCCGCUGAGGUCUUGGUCACUGGUAUCAAGGUCGUCGACCUGCUUGCCCCCUACGCUCGUGGUGGAAAGAUUGGUCUCUUCGGUGGUGCCGGUGUCGGCAAGACUGUGUUCAUUCAGGAGUUGAUUAACAACGUUGCCAAGGCCCACGGUGGUUACUCCGUCUUCACUGGUGUCGGUGAGCGUACUCGUGAGGGUAACGACUUGUACCACGAAAUGCAGGAGACUGGUGUCAUCCAGCUCGACGGUGACUCCAAGGUCGCCCUGGUGUUCGGUCAGAUGAACGAGCCCCCGGGAGCUCGUGCCCGUGUCGCCUUGACUGGUCUGACUGUUGCUGAGUACUUCCGUGACGAGGAGGGUCAGGACGUGCUUCUCUUCAUUGACAACAUUUUCCGUUUCACCCAGGCCGGUUCUGAGGUGUCUGCCUUGCUUGGUCGUAUCCCCUCUGCCGUCGGUUACCAGCCCACUCUUGCCGUCGACAUGGGUGUCAUGCAGGAGCGUAUCACCACCACCCAGAAGGGUUCCAUUACCUCGGUGCAGGCCGUCUACGUCCCUGCUGACGACUUGACUGACCCUGCCCCCGCCACCACUUUCGCCCACUUGGACGCCACCACUGUGUUGUCUCGUGGUAUCUCUGAGUUGGGUAUCUACCCGGCCGUCGACCCUCUUGACUCCAAGUCUCGUAUGCUGGACCCCCGUAUCAUUGGUGAGGACCACUACAACACUGCCACCCGUGUGCAGCAGAUGCUCCAGGAGUACAAGUCGCUCCAGGACAUUAUUGCCAUUUUGGGUAUGGACGAGUUGUCUGAGGCGGACAAGCUCACCGUCGAGCGUGCCCGUAAGCUGCAGAGAUUCUUGUCCCAGCCUUUUGCCGUCGCCCAGGUCUUCACUGGUAUCGAGGGUAAGCUGGUCGACCUCAAGGACACCAUCCGCUCGUUCAAGGCUAUCAUGAACGGUGAGGGUGAUGACCUUCCUGAGGGUGCUUUCUACAUGGUUGGUGACUUUGAGUCUGCCCGUGCCAAGGGUGAGAAGAUUCUUGCCGAGUUGGAGAAGUCUUCUUAG
Molecule: messenger RNA, 3663 nt
Organism: Xylona heveae TC161
Lineage: Eukaryota; Fungi; Ascomycota; Xylonomycetes; Xylonales; Xylonaceae
Product: glycoside hydrolase family 13 protein
Exons: 14
Coding region: 1-3663 (1220 amino acids)
Biological process (GO): proton transmembrane transport; proton motive force-driven ATP synthesis; glycogen biosynthetic process
Cellular component (GO): cytoplasm
Molecular function (GO): ATP binding; 1,4-alpha-glucan branching enzyme activity; proton-transporting ATP synthase activity, rotational mechanism
Source: RefSeq, a predicted model, not a curated record